This is a messenger RNA of Dreissena polymorpha, 817 nucleotides long. RefSeq lists its product as uncharacterized. NCBI's taxonomy places the organism in Eukaryota, Metazoa, Mollusca, Bivalvia, Myida, Dreissenidae. The coding region runs from base 213 to 617 and encodes 134 amino acids. The transcript has 6 exons. The record is from RefSeq and is a predicted model, not a curated record.
AUUAACAACCUUAAACAGACGUUUUCAAGUAGACCUUCUCGUUGCGUCAUCAACUAACUACAACCUAAUCUUGUAAAGGUAACAAUGCGCGUUUCAGGAAUGAAGGCAUUGUUAUUAUUUGUGCUGGUGUGCGUCGGAAACUGUUCAGCUAACCUUGUGGCUGGAAAUGAUUCGCAUGUAGAAGGAGAGGCUUUCAAAACCAACACAAUAAAAUGGGGGACGAGGAGCUGUACAUAGUAACCGCUGUGGAUGGAACACCGAUGACAACAAUUGAUGUUUUCAAUAAUGAGGGAUAUGAAAUCGAGUUCACUCCAGAUGGAAGCACGUGUCGCCUUAGCCAGGUUCAUGACAACAGUUCAUGUUUCGAAGAGGCGCAACUUGGGGAAGAUGAGCCAGUUUCAGCACUUAUUUCUGAACGUUGCAAAGGCAGAGAAAUCGUGACCUUGAAGCCAGUGGAUUGCGAAGCUCAUUCCAAGCCCCUAGCAGAUGCAAGCAAUCGUGAAAAACGGUUCUUUCGCUGGUGCCUCCGACUGAUAUAUCGUGUCAGUUGCUUUCUACGAUGCUGUUUUCGCUACACGUGCUCCGUGCAUGCUGCAUGGGUUUGGUCCUGGUGUUGAUUUUUCAGCCCUGUUGACAGAUCCCAGAUUUGAAAAAAGAUGUCAUUGGAGCGCUGUUAUGAACUGACAUUUUAUUACAAAUCCUAUAUGCAGAUUUUUAUUUGUGUGACUGUGUUGCGUGUAAUGUCUCCCAGACUUUAUAAUUAUAUUUACUAUCCACUAUGGUAGCAUUAAAACAAAAUUUGAUUCAUUAGAACUUA